AUGAUGGCGUUGUUAUAUGAGACGGUGCCGACAUUUGAGGAUACCUGGAUCGAGUGCCUCGGCGACCUGGGACGCUACCGAAUGGCUAUCGAAGACGAUAACAUCAAGGACCGCGAGGUGUGGACCUCUGUCUCUCGUCAUUGGUACUCAAAGGCAAGCGAUAAGGCCCCAACGACAGGACGACUGUACCACCACCUCGCUAUCCUGGCGCGCCCCAACGCUCUGCAGCAGCUGUUCUACUAUGCGAAGAGUCUCUGCGUUCCCAUCCCCUUUCUCAGUGCUCGGGAAAGUAUCAUGACCCUCUUUGACCCGCACCUGAACGGCACGCCCACGCGAUUGCAGGAGAUUGAUGCUGCCUUCAUCCGCGCUCACGGGAUUCUGUUCUCUGGUAAGAGCAGCGAGCUGUUUGCUCCCUCUGUAAAAGAGUUCAUUGGUAGUCUCGACGGACACAUUGCACGGAAUACAAAGGGAUGGAUGGACUGUGGAUACUUUAUUGCUGUUGCUCUAGGAUGCGCCAUUCUCGAAUACGGCAGCGAGUCGAACCCCAUCAUGAUGGCUAUCAAGACGAGCCGCACAGAUGAUGCUGACGUCCAGAUGGAAGACCCUGAGACCUCGGUAACGGCCAAGUUCCUUGAUGCCCUCGACUUUGCGGUCCGCACCCACAAUGUGGUCUUUCAACGCUUUGCGGACCCAAACGUUAACCCCUACCUUCACGUCACUCUUUCGUUCCUCUACCACAUGUCACAUUUUGGAACAGCAAUGGGUUACAUUGAGUCAAAGAUGCCGUGGAAGCUCAUCUCGCUGAUGCUGAACUCGCUCUUGAAAGAGUGUGCGUCGGUGGACAGGAUUGAAUCUGAGGAGUUCCCCCGGUCCAACGACGAGACGCCUAGACCUCUGCCCGAGGACUUUGCGCAACGCGGGCUGCUUUGGGUCGAUAAGUACUACCCCGACGACUGGUUCACUUCAAAACUUGACGACGACGAGAAGUACUUUGAGGUGGCGUCGAUGACAGAGGAUCGUCAGGAGAGGUGCCUUUGGCUCGGUUGCCGCAUCGCGUCAUCGGGCAACUGGCUGACAUACGAUAAGUCGACAAGACAAUUUGGCGUGCCGCCACAAUACGAUUUCGAAAUACCCGUCAUCGGCAAGUCCGAUGCGAAGCCGCAGGUGGAUCUGCAGGCGGGCAACGACGGUGACGUAGUCAUCCCAGAUGUCCCGGAUGGAGGUCCCUGA
This is a messenger RNA of Colletotrichum navitas, 1230 nucleotides long. RefSeq lists its product as uncharacterized. The transcript has 2 exons. NCBI's taxonomy places the organism in Eukaryota, Fungi, Ascomycota, Sordariomycetes, Glomerellales, Glomerellaceae. The coding region runs from base 1 to 1230 and encodes 409 amino acids. Gene Ontology annotation, molecular function: telomerase RNA binding; telomeric repeat DNA binding; protein binding. The record is from RefSeq and is a predicted model, not a curated record. Gene Ontology annotation, cellular component: telomerase holoenzyme complex. Gene Ontology annotation, biological process: nuclear-transcribed mRNA catabolic process, nonsense-mediated decay.